CCUGCUACAACAACUACAACUUCAGCUCCUACGACAACCACAACAACAGCACCUACAACAACUGCAGCUCCUACAACAACUUUAGCAUCUACGACAACCAUUGCAGCCCUAACUACAACAACUGCUGCUCCUACGACCACUGCAACUCCACAACCUACUACGACAACCAGUGCAGCUCCUACUACAACAACUGCUGUUCUUACGACCACAGUGACUGCAGCACCUUCUACAUCAACUACAACUUCAGCUCCUACGACAACCAUAACAACGGCACCUACUACAACUCCUGCAGUUCCUACAACUGUAGCUACCACGACCACUCCACCUGCUGUACUUACUACAACAAUCACAACUACAGCUCCUGAUACAACAUCUGUAGCUCCUACGUCAACCACAGCAGCUGCCUCUACGACAACCAUAGAAGCUCUAACUACAACCACUGCUGGUCCAACGACCACUACAACUCCAGUACCUAUUACGACAACCACUGCAGCUCCUGCUACAACAACUACAACUUCAGCUCCUACGACAACCACAACAACAGCACCUACAACAACUGCAGCUCCUACAACAACUUUAGCAUCUACGACAACCAUUGCAGCCCUAACUACAACAACUGCUGCUCCUACGACCACUGCAACUCCACAACCUACUACGACAACCAGUGCAGCUCCUACUACAACAACUGCUGUUCUUACGACCACAUGCAGCUCCUACUACAACAACAACUGCUGUUCUUACGACCACAGUGACUGCAGCACCUUCUACAUCAACUACAACUUCAGGUCCUACGACAACCAUAACAACGGCACCUACUACAACUCCUGCAGUUCCUACAACUGCAGCUACCACGACCACUCCACCUGCUGUACUUACUACAACAAUCACAACUACAGCUCCUACGUCAACCACAGCAGCUGCCUCUACGACAACCAUAGAAGCUCUAACUACAACCACUGCUGUUCCAACGACCAGUACAACUCCAGAACCUAUUACGACAACCACUGCAGCUCCUGCUACAACAACUACAACUUCAGCUCCUACGACAACCACAACUACAGCUCCUGCUACAACAAUUGUAGCUUCUACGUCAACCUCAGCAGCUCCCUCUACGACAACCACUGCAGCUCCUGCUACAACUACUACAACACCUACAACAACUGUAGCUCCCACGACAACAGCAGCUCCUACAACAACUUUAGCAUCUACGACAACCACAGAAGCUGCCCCUACGACAGCCGCUGCAGCCCUAACGACAACAGCUUCUGCUCCUACGACCACUACAACUCCAGAACCUACUACGACAACCAGUGCAGCUCCUAUUACAACAACUCCUGUUCUAACUACCACAACGACUGCAGCACCUUCUACAACAACUACAACUUCUGCUCUUACGACAACCACAACAACAGCACCUACUACAACUCCUGCAGUUCCUACAACUGUAGCUACCACGACCCCUCCACCUGCUGUACUUACUACAACAACCACAACUACAGCUCCUGCUACAACAAUUGUAGCUUCUACGUCAACCUCAGCAGCUCCCUCUACGACAACCACUGCAGCUCCUGCUACAACUACUAUGACUGCAGCACCUUCUACAACAACUUCAACUUCUGCUCUUACGACAACCACAACAUCAACACCUACUACAACACCUGCAGUUCCAACAACUGUAGCUCCCACGACCACUACACCUGCUGUACUUACUACAACAACCACAACUACAGCUCCUGCUACAACAAUUGUAGCUUCCACGUCAACCUCAGCAGCUGCCUCUACGACAACCACAGCAGCUCUAACUACAACAACUGUUGCUCCAAUGACCACUACAACUCCAGAACCUAUUGCAACAACCACUGCAGCUCCUGCAAUAACAACUGCUAUUCUUACAACAAUUGCGACUGCAACACCUUCUACAACAACUACAACUUCAGCCCCUACGACAACCACAACAUCUACAACAACUGUAGCACCCACGACAACUGCAGAUCCUACAACAACAUUAGCAUCUACUUCAACCACAGAAGCUGCCCCUACGACAGCCAAUGCAGCCCUAAUUACACUAACUGCUGCUCCUACGACCACUAUAACUCCAGAACCUACUACAACAGAACCUACUCCUACAACUACUAG
Messenger RNA from Oncorhynchus nerka (sockeye salmon), 2136 nucleotides. Its product is annotated as probable serine/threonine-protein kinase clkA. Lineage: Eukaryota; Metazoa; Chordata; Actinopteri; Salmoniformes; Salmonidae. The record is from RefSeq and is a predicted model, not a curated record. The annotation marks the transcript as partial. The transcript has 5 exons.